Molecule: messenger RNA, 2193 nt
Organism: Fusarium keratoplasticum
Lineage: Eukaryota; Fungi; Ascomycota; Sordariomycetes; Hypocreales; Nectriaceae
Exons: 2
Coding region: 1-2193 (730 amino acids)
Source: RefSeq, a predicted model, not a curated record
AUGUCUCGUCUCGCUCGCUUUGCCCUUGCUGGGCUUGGGGCCUCGGUCGCUUAUGCUCAGACCUACACUACCACCGUCACCGAGACUGUCAUCGAGUGUGCUUCGUCUUGCUACUCUGUGGUCUCGCAGUGUACCUCGACCGAGUACCCUACCUCGUGUGCUGGGACCGUGACUUCUACUCUCGGCUCUGACACUUCUGUCGAGCUUCCGAGUGGUUCUUCCUCUGUGUCUGGCUCUGAGACCUUUGUUGUCGUGUCUACUCCUCGGACCAAGAUUGUCAUUACCCCUACUUCUUCUUCGACUCUUCCUGGAAACACCACUUCUGACGCUAGCCCUUCCACCCUCUCCUCCAGCACUGCUUCUACUGAGACUACUGUCGUUUCUGAUUCCACCACCGUGUCGGAGGCCUCUAGCGCUCAUCCUGAGGUGACUUCCUCUUCCUCUGAUGUCUGCACCGAGCCCUAUGGAUGCUCCUCCAACACUUCCUCGCAGAACGUGGAGACCUCCACCUCUGUCACCAACCUUGAGACUAUGCCUACCUUUAUCCAGAGUGUCGACUCUAGUGCUCUGCCUUCCGGUACUUCGGCUGAGACUGAGGCCACCACUUCCGCCUCCAGCAAGGAGACUUCUGACUCGGGAUCCUCCACUUCUUCGGUCGCUAGCACGGAGACCUCUGCCCUUCCAUCUGCGCCAACUGGUAGUGUGAGCUCCAGCACUGUCUCUGAGCAGGACUCUACCUCCGCUGAGGACACAGGCAGCUCCACCACUGAGGGAGUCUCUACGACUACUCUUCGAUCGGUCAUUACUAGCCAAGUUACCAUCUCCGAGAAGGCUUCUACCACCUACGAAGAGAGCUCAGGCACUGUCUCUGAGCAGGACAGCUCUACCAUCACCGAGGACACUGGUAGCUCUACUGCCACUGACGAGAUCUCUACAACUACUCUCAGAUCGGCCAUUACCAGCCAAGUCACCGUCUCUGAGAGCACAUCUACCACCGACGAGGACUUUACUACGCUUACAGAGACAUCCGAGGGGGGCUUCUCCAUCAAGACUCGCAAGUCUUCCUCCCGGGUUAGCUCUGCUAGCACUACCGAGGACGCCAGCACCAAGACGGACCAGAGUCCCUUCUCCACCGACUCGGUCUCUUCUGAGGGAACCACUGUCACUAAGCUGACGUCUCAGAUCACCAUCACUCAGACUGAGUCUUCUACUGGUAUUGAGUCGACUGAUACCCCUGAGGACACCAGCUCCAGCGAAGUCUCUUCCGCCAAGCCAUCCAGCACUGGAGAUACAGCUUCUGAGACAGACUCUUUGUCCAUCCAGAGCACUAGUAUUGUUGAGAGCUCCUCUUCCAAGACUUCUGUCACUACUGGAUCCACUGGCAGCGUUGACAACCCCGAGUCCACCUCCAAGCUCCCCUCUGGUACCAGCGAGACCAAGUCCACCAAGACUCCCUGCCCACCAUACUCUCACACUCAUGUCUACCCCAACACUACUGUUGUUCACAGCACCGUUGAGCAGGGCACCGACUCUUCUGCCCUCCCUGGCAGCUUCACGUCAACCUCGCUCCUUGACAAUGGGGACAGCUCUUCGACUACCCCAGGCGUGACUGUGGAGACCGCCACCACCAGUGUUCAGACUUCGGAGAGUGAGCUUCCUAGAACUUCAAGCACUGGAGAGGCGCCUAGCACCGAGUCCACUUCUGGAAGUGUUGAUACUGAGUCUUCGUGGCUGCCCACUCCUUCUUCCGACACCUGGAAGUCUACCCCUGGAGCUGCAACUACUGAGUCUACUACUGCCGAGUCAACUGGCACGUCUAUUCUGUCUACACCCGUCUUCCAGACCACCCCCACUGCUACCGAGUCCGUUGGAACCUCUACCCUCUCCGAGUCUUCCGCCUUGUCCACCACCAGCGCUGCCGACGCAGAGACAACCGGUCCCUAUGGAUACGACUUUGGCACAGAGAGCGACUGGGAGGCCUCCACCCUCAGCCCCGAUACUACUAGCGACUCCUUCGCCUCCAGCGCCGACGCCGUGGGCUCCUCCUCCUUCUCCCCCACCACCUUCAUGACGACCAGCAAAGCCGACACCUCAGCCGCGAGCACCACCACUGAACCUCCUUACCAGCCUCCCGCCUACGAGCCCCCCUCGUACCGCGCUCCCGCUGGUAAGCGCUGGGGUUUCAGGUGGUAA